Lactuca saligna is the source of this 306-nucleotide messenger RNA. NCBI's taxonomy places the organism in Eukaryota, Viridiplantae, Streptophyta, Magnoliopsida, Asterales, Asteraceae. The record is from the annotation of a GenBank genome assembly.
AUGGAUUAUGAUUAUCAAUUUAUGUCACUCGACAGGAUCAUCUUGAUCAACCCGGUGACACAAGGAAUGGUGGUGAUCGGAGGUGGCGCUACAACUGGUUUCGAAUCCCGGAUGAACGAUCCAACGAGGAAGGACGGCCAGCCACCGACGCCUCAAACGUCGAUCGAUGCCAUGCCGACUGUGGAGAUAAAAGGUACAGAUGAAAUAGAGAGUUUAGGGGGUGAGUGUGUGAAGAACAACAACAUGCAACAAUUCAGUCGGCAAUGGAAGCCAGCUCUGACCUUCCUCUAUUCUUCGAGAUUAUGA